This is a messenger RNA of Saprolegnia parasitica CBS 223.65, 1039 nucleotides long. RefSeq lists its product as hypothetical. Lineage: Eukaryota; Oomycota; Saprolegniomycetes; Saprolegniales; Saprolegniaceae. Bases 43 to 999 code for a protein of 318 amino acids. The transcript has 7 exons. The record is from RefSeq and is a predicted model, not a curated record.
AAAGCGAGGUGUUUCUCCUCGUAACGCCCACGAGAGACACGGAUGGAGCAGUACCAGCACAACGGUCGCAAGCUCAUCCAGCUGAUCUUCAAGUCGACCGAGACGGGCCGGAAAGCGACCAAGGAGGGGCCUCGCCUUCCGCCCACGUCGCUGCCGUCCAAGCCGCCUCCACCAACCCACCGCGACAUUCUAGUGCGAGCGAGCCCAUCGAUCGCGGAUGUUCGGUUCGAAGAUGGGCCGCAGCUCGCGCAUCUCAAGGCCGCCGCGCUCAAGAAGCAAAAGCGACAUCCAGCACGGCUACCACCCUUGCGGGACGAGCAGCCGUCUGCGCCAUCAAAUAACACCACCACCACCACUAACAACAACAACAACAAUAAUCAGCAGUCGACGUCGGAGCUACAUGGUCCCGAGACGAGCUCGCUCGACUCGCCCGUACUUCUUGGCGACGACCCGACGUCCAUCACCAUCACCAUCGACGAGAUGGACAAGGUGCUUGGGGACUUGCAGAGCUGGCGCACGGAACACGCUCAAAAAGUGUCGUCGCAGCUCCUCGCAGUCGUCGAGGAGGCGUCCCCGGUGACCAACGACACGGACGGCGAGAAUGACGCCACGGACGCUGAGCUACACGACCUCUACUUGAAAGCCAAGGCGCGGUGGGCGACUGUCGACAAGUGGCAGCUCCAGGCGUCGGUGCCAGCCCCAGGAUUGCCACCGGCGGACGAAGCCAAAGUGCAGUCGCUCUUGCAUAACUCAAGCAACGUCUCCAAGCUCCAGAAACUUCGUGACGAGGUGUUUCAGCUGCACGUUCGCGAUCUUUCGCGGCAGUGGCGCGAGUCGCUCAACAACGAUCCCGAAGAAGCGGCCUUUGAAGCCAACUUGCUCGAGCUCGAGUGUGGCGUGCAGACGUACGCCGACGACCUUGAUGCGUUACUCGCUCGCUUGGACGCAAUCCAGACGUCGGUCGACGCCCACGAAGACGACGCUGCGAUCAUGUCGUAGCGAUGGACCUACAUGUAGUACACGGCCUUUCUUUCGCGUG